This is a messenger RNA of Malaclemys terrapin pileata, 3109 nucleotides long. RefSeq names its product calcium binding and coiled-coil domain 2 (gene CALCOCO2). The transcript is spliced from 14 exons. Bases 92 to 1660 code for a protein of 522 amino acids. The record is from RefSeq and is a predicted model, not a curated record. NCBI's taxonomy places the organism in Eukaryota, Metazoa, Chordata, Testudines, Emydidae.
GUUCCGCCCUUUCCCGGCGGCUCCUCCUCCUCCGUCGCAGCAGGGCCGGAGCGGCGCCGGGAGAGAGAGACGUUGUCCAGCGAACCCAGUCAUGGACGAGACCUUAGAUGAACCUCCCACUUCUGCUGUCUUCUUGGACAACUGCCACUUCUCCCAGGUUAUCUUUAAUAACGUGGAGAAGUUUUACAUCCCCGGAGGAGACAUAACCUGCUUUUAUACCCUCACGCAACACAUCACGCCUCGCAGAAAGGACUGGGUGGGCAUUUUCCGGGUGGGAUGGAAAACAACCCGCGAAUAUUACACCUUCAUGUGGGCUCCUUUCCCGAGUGACCUCAGCGGUGAUUCUAUCGUGCAGCAGCAAAUUCAGUUUCGAGCCUACUACCUGCCAAAAGAUGACGAAUAUUACCAGUUCUGUUACGUUGACGAGGAGGGGGUGGUCCGUGGAGCCAGCGUACCUUUCCAGUUCCGGGCAGAGACUGAGGAUGAUAUCCUGGUGGUUACUACACAGGGAGAAGUGGAGGAGAUUGAGCAACAAAACAAGGAUUUAGUUAAAGAAAACAAGGAACUGAAGGAAAGCCGCCUGUGUCUCCAGAAACAGAACCUGGGUCUGCAGGAGGAGCUCCGGCUGGCACAGGAGAAGAUGAAGGAGCUAGAGGGAGAAGUCUGUUUCUUGCAGACUGGGAACUUGGAGCUGCGGAGAGCUCAGGAGCUACAGGCCGGAGAGAUGAGCUCUGCCCAGAUGAAUUUGGCUUCAAUUAGGGAACAGAACAUAAAACUUGGAAAGGAAAAUCAGGAGCUGCAGAAAGGACUGGAGUCUCUGAGGAGCAGCUGUGAGAAAUUGGAGCUGGAAGGAAAUUUCCUGAAAGAGGAGAACAAGCGGCUGACGGAGCAGAAUGGCUGCAGAGAGAGCGAGCUGCAGCAAUUCAAAGAACACAACCAAGAGGUGUCAUCUGAAAAGGAACAGCUAGAAAGCAGAUUGAAAACUACCCUGGAUCACAUGGACCAGCUGCAGUCACAGGUGUUGAAUCAAGAGAAGGAAAUGGAAAACCUGGUUCGGAUGGACCAUGACAAGACAGAGCAGCUGGAGCAUUUGAAGGAGGAGAACCGUCGGUUACGCAUUACUUUGACUGAACAGAAAGAGCAGGAAGAGAAGCUGGAACAGUGUCUGGAGGAUCUGAAGGUGACAGAGGCCAGCAUGGCUCUUCAUCUGCAACAUAAGCAGCAUCAAAACCGUGAUCUAGCAAAGGAACUCGAGGAGAAGAACCAUUUGUUUCAGCUUCUUCAGCGGAAACAGGAUGAAAUUGAGGAGAAAAAUCUGAGACUAAGGCAAGAGAACAACGAGCUGCUGAUGCGCCCCUCUGAGAGCCCAGAUUAUUCUGCCCGGGUUGCUGUCCCGUCGGCGCAAGUUCCAACUCGGCCUCCAGAAAGUGCAGACCUUUUGUUUGGGAACCCGUACUAUAACUCCCUAGAAACAAGUGCUGUGAACAUGCCCUCUGUGAAGAAAUGCCCCCUGUGUCAUGAGGUCUUUCCUGAUGACAUUGGGCCACGUCAGUACGAGGACCAUGUGCGAAGCCACAUUCUGGAUUGCCCGUUCUGUGAUGAGACCUUUGAGGAUAAGCAGGUGUAUGAUGAUCAUGUGUACUGCCACAGCCUGGAAUAAUUCUUCAUUCUGCUUUAUGCUGUAUAGCAGGUGUAUAGCUCCUUUUUCAGGUGUGAUAGCACAGACUUGAUCUUAACCAAUACUGUAGGAAUAUAGAUCCUAGACAAAUCACCCCAGCAAGGCUGGACUCGGCACCAGUACUGUAGUGCCGACCCAUCUGUUCCGUGUGAUGUGACGCAUCAUCAAGUUGGGUCAGAUACCAAGCAGUACUAUUGAAAUAAUCCAUCCUUGUCAGCUGUCAAAUAUGCGCACUCUUAAACAGCUCAGUCCCUGGGGCUGGUCUACACUGGGGGGGGGAUCGAUCUAAGAUACACAACUUCAGCUACACUAUUCGCGUAGCUGAAGUCGAAGUAUCUUAGUUUGACUUACCUGGCCGUCCUCAUGGUGGCAAGUUGACCACCACAGCUCCCCCAUCGACUCCGCUUACUCCUCCUGCCAAGGUGGAGUACGGGCGUCAAUUCGGGGAUCGAUUUAUCGCGUCUAGACGAGACGCAAUAAGUCGAUCCCCAAUAGAUCGAUUACUACCCGCCGAUCCGGCGGGUUAGUGUAGACAUGGCCUGUAACCAGUUGUUCAGACCGAAUGCAAUACCAGUACUUCAGAACAAAGGCUGUCACUAAGAUCUGUUGUUCCGAUCUAACCAAGUACUGAUAUUGUAGAACAGCAGUUGCCUGUGUUUUGCAGAAACGCCUCUGUUACAAUUGUUAUAUUCCUUAGAGCAGAGCUGAGACCACUAACCCUAAGGCCAAAAACAAUGUGUACUUCCCUUGAGCUCAAAGUCCCAAUCUUAUUAAUGGUUACAGGACUGAAGAUCUAACUUAAUAAUAAAAUUGAGUCCUUCCUUCACCCUUUAUCCCAAGCCAGUGAAAGCUUUACAUCUCUCAGGAAUGAGUUUAACCAUCUAUGUGCAUCCUCUAAGGAAAUUGGUUGGGGGGAGCCUGGAUUGUUUCUCUGAUUUGCUUGUCUGACGCUUCUUGAUUCCAGGACAAAAGGAGCCUCUUCUGAGUGCAGAAUGCUGGGCUUCAAACCGAUCAAGUUCCUGGGAUGAUUGCACUGCUUUUGCACAAGUUUUAAAUUCUUUUUGUUGCAAUGUACAGCAAACAUUCUUUCCUCUAUGCAAACACAAGGGUAAAGUUUAUUAUCCAACAGUUACACUGUGCAUUAAUUUAGUGAUGAACAUCUAACUCUAUAGGGAAUCCUAAUAGGUUUUCAUAACUUCAUUUGAACCAGGCUAAGAAUAUAAUGGAUACUUUAAAACGUUGCUUUAAUAUCUUCAGUGCUAAAGGCUUAAAUAAACUUGUAUCGAUCGACCUUUGAUGAAAACUUUGGACUUCUGUCUUCAAUUAUGUAAUAAGGCUUUUAUUUUAUUUUUUUAACUGUUAGCAGGCACUAUACAAAACUAUGUAACAGAGAAAUGGAAAAGGUGAAUAAACAAUAGCAAACAGAAACUA